GCGGCCACCAAGACGUCCACACCAUAUAAGCUACGUCCGACCGAUCGAUUUGACCGGCACUGGACUGCAGUUAUUUUCCGUCGUUCUUUCGGCCCAUCGAAAGAAAAACGUUUCGAAGCUCCGGUUCCAUCCAAUCGAAGACACCCAAGCCCGGUCCAUCAGAUGUGGGUCUCGAGGGCCGCGCUCCUUUUGUGCUGUCUUUCUUCGAUGAACGCGCUUGCUCUUGCUUUUACGAGAAUAGCAUCCUCCGCGAUCCGUCGGUCCGUCCAUCGCAGAGAAACGACCAGAGGAACGAUACGGCUGUGUUCGAGCAGCACAAGUGAUACCGAUACCACCAGCAACACAGAAAAAGACACCGAGCAAGGAAACGGAAAAACCAAAAGCAGCUCGCUCAGCGAUUUCAGCAAAAAGAGCAAGAAAACACGGAGCCGCAUCCGCCGAGAGGAACAGGAACGCCUCGGGGAGUCCCAAACCAAGCUCACCUGGGAAACCUACGACUAUUCCUUGAAUCCAAAGCAGGACAAUCGCUUUAGCAACGACGGGGCUUCCAUCGCCGCCAACAUCGGGCUGGACGUCGAAGAAGAGGCGCGGGAGGACCGGAGGCACGCCGAGGAGCUCAGGGAUCGAAACAAUGCCUACUUGAAGCUGGACCCGGAACUGGUCACCAGGGCCAUCGACGCGCUCGAGCCGUGGAUCAACGACGACCGCCUCAAACGCGUCUCGGGGGUCCUCAAGCAGCGCACCAAACACAGCAAGUUCCUCUUCGAAAACCCCUCCAAUCCCUCCAACGUCUGGGCCUGCCUCCGAACGAUCGAUUCCUUCGGGCUCCAGAACGUCGACCUGGUGAUCGAGUCCGGCCGGUACGCCGGCAAGCAGGCAGUCAGCCAGAAGAAGGGGAUGCGCGUCGCCAUGGGGAGCGCCCAGUGGCUCACCCUGACCAACCACGCGACCACGAAGGAAGCCAUCGAACAGAUCAGGGACGUCCAGGGCUACAAGAUCUACGCCUCGGACCUGAACCCGAAUUCCAAGGACGUCCGGGACAUCGAUUGGGACGCCGACGACCGCCCGGUGUGCAUCGUGAUGGGCAACGAGGACAGGGGAAUAUCCGACGAGAUGAGGGAGCUCGCGGACGAAACCUUCACCCUGCCCAUGUGCGGGUUCGCGGAGUCCUUCAACCUGAGCGUCGCGACGUCCAUCACCCUGGCCCACAUGUCGGCGAGUUCCUACCACUGCAACAAGGAGGAAGAAUCGGAGAAGCAACGCAAGGGGCCGCUGCGGCCGGGAGACCUGAGCGAGCACGAAUACAACUGCCUUUACCUGAAGGGRUUGCUCAACAGUCUUCCCAAAAAGAAGAUGGCCACGGCCCUCUUGAAGCAAGCCAACGUCGAAUUGCCGAAAGCCCUGGGAGAGCUCUAGCAAGCUCGCGUUCGUUUACGUUCGAAACAACGACGGGACACAAUCAAUGCAAUACGCUACU
Molecule: messenger RNA, 1477 nt
Organism: Pseudo-nitzschia multistriata
Lineage: Eukaryota; Bacillariophyta; Bacillariophyceae; Bacillariales; Bacillariaceae
Source: the annotation of a GenBank genome assembly